UUUUGGAAGCUUCUUUGGAGUUUGAUAAUUGUUGCAAUCUUUAUUCUAGCUGGUUUCUUAAUAUACAUAAAUUAUACGGAGUAUGCUACGGGACCUCCCCUGACGAUGAUAAACGACACUGCUGCGUCACUAAACGAUGUUUUGUUCCCUUCUGUUGCUAUUUGUAAUAUUAACCAGAUGCAGAGAUCUAUUCUUGAUGCAAGUGGUUUUCUGCAGAGUGAAGAUGAUUACAGGACAAGAUUGAUAAAUUACUAUAUGGAGGGAGCUCCAGCUAAUAAUGAUACAAGCAAAGAAAAGUUCCUGGCAAUGCUGUCUAAACUUGAGAAAACCUAUAAUUGGAAUAGAAACACACCUCUAGCUCCAAUAGCGUCCCAGAAUUGUUCUGACAUGAUGAUGAUGAUAAAAUGGAGACUUGAGAACGGAACUAUGCUCACAACAUACAGAUACGACACAAUACUGACUGCGACUGAUUAUGGAAUGUGCUGCAGGAAAAUAUCAUUUAAACAAACAUGGUUUCCCGCAUUUCAAGCUAUAUUUUAA
Messenger RNA from Eurytemora carolleeae, 540 nucleotides. RefSeq lists its product as uncharacterized. Gene Ontology annotation, cellular component: membrane. The record is from RefSeq and is a predicted model, not a curated record. Lineage: Eukaryota; Metazoa; Arthropoda; Copepoda; Calanoida; Temoridae. Gene Ontology annotation, biological process: sodium ion transport. The transcript has 9 exons. Bases 106 to 540 code for a protein of 144 amino acids. Gene Ontology annotation, molecular function: sodium channel activity.